UCAUAUCGGGAUCACAGUCAUUGGGUGCGAUGCAGCCUCUGGGUGCUCUGCAACCGACAGCCGCCCGACCGACUGCCGCAGGGGCUUUCUGAACCCGAGCCGAGUGCUGCCUACACACACAAACUACCAGCUCUCAUACUCGGCAAAAUUGCUCUGCUAUCACGUACUGACCUAACAGUAUACGAUGUUUUCAAUGGACGCCGUUUCGCACGACAUUUUUUAAAUCGCAGUUUUCGAACAUGGAAAUUACCUCUUCUUCUCGGAUUAUUUUUGGUGUACAACUGUGAUCUCUUCAUCACACAUCGACUGGAGCAGAGUCAGACACUCCAUUUGCUAGCGCAUGCGAACAUCUCUCGUCUUUGGCAGUUAGCUUGGUAACGUUAGUCGACGUGUCUAGCUUUCUGGAUGUUUAGUGUCCAUAAUACUGGAUUUAGUUUUCAGUUGCCCUUGGCAUCGAGCUAGUUUUAGAUUGGGUAUUGUUUUAAACACCAUUAUCUAGCUAAAGCUGGCUAGCUGCGUGUUAUAACAAGCAAGGGAGAUUUUGUUCGUCAAAGCACAUCUGACUGGUUCGAGAUCAGCAGGGGGUUCGUUGGGAUACGGAAUGCGACUCGCUAAAUAACCAAGCCUCGGCUACACAGGAGAAACCACAUACAUUUCUCCGUUUUCAUUCAAAAGGGAGCAUGUUUGAGUGACAAGCGAAGGAGGAAGUGGGAUCUCUGAAGCUCCUCCCCCUGCUGGUGGAGCCUCUGUACAUCUGGACCAGAGACCCCUUUACUCAGCAGGACAGGAUGCGGAGGUUUGCCUACUGUAAGGUGGUUCUGGCCACCUCCCUGGUGUGGGUGAUGUUGGACAUGUUCAUCCUGCUCUACUUCAGCGAGUGUAACAAGUGUGAUGACAAGAGGGAGAGGGGCCUGCCAGGCAGGGACGAUACAGUAUUGCGUCCCAGGGAGGGUCCAGGAGAAGGAGGUAAACCUGUGGUGAUUUCUAAAGAGAACCAAGAGAAGAUGAAGGAGAUGUUUAAGAUCAACCAGUUUAACCUGAUGGCCUCGGAGAUGAUCGCAUUCAACAGAACCCUGCCUGAUGUCCGCCUGGAGGGCUGUAAGAAUAAGCUGUAUCCAGACGAUCUGCCUCGUACCAGUGUAGUGAUCGUGUUCCACAAUGAGGCCUGGUCCACUCUGCUGCGGACCGUCCGCUCUGUCAUCGACCGCUCCCCCAAGUCUCUGCUGGAGGAGGUGGUACUGGUGGACGAUGCUAGUGAGAGAGACUUCCUGAAGCGGCCGUUAGAGCAGUAUGUCAGGAGGAUGGAGGUUCCAGUCAGAGUGGUGAGGAUGGAACAGAGAUCUGGACUGAUCAGAGCCCGACUGAAAGGAGCCUCACUCUCCACCGGACAGGUGAUCACGUUUCUAGAUGCUCACUGUGAGUGCACCAUUGGCUGGCUGGAACCUCUACUGGCCCGCAUCAAACUAGACAGGAAAACGGUGGUGUGUCCCAUCAUCGACGUGAUCAGUGAUGACACGUUUGAGUACAUGGCUGGUUCUGACAUGACCUACGGAGGCUUCAACUGGAAGCUGAACUUCCGCUGGUACCCUGUACCCCAGAGAGAGAUGGACCGCCGCAAGGGAGACCGCACUCUGCCCGUCCGGACUCCUACCAUGGCCGGUGGGUUGUUUUCUAUAGACAGAGAUUAUUUCAAAGAGAUAGGGACAUAUGACGCAGGUAUGGACAUUUGGGGAGGAGAGAACCUGGAGAUCUCCUUUAGGAUCUGGCAGUGUGGGGGGACGUUGGAGAUCGUGACUUGUUCUCACGUGGGUCACGUGUUCCGGAAGGCCACGCCCUACACGUUUCCAGGGGGAACGGGUCAGAUCAUCAAUAAGAACAACAGACGCCUGGCCGAGGUCUGGAUGGACCAGUUCAAAAACUUCUUCUACAUCAUCUCCCCUGGUGUGACGAAGGUGGACUAUGGUGACAUCACGUCUCGCUCGUCUCUGAGACAGAAGCUGCAGUGUAAACCUUUCAGCUGGUACCUGGAGAACGUCUAUCCUGACUCCCAGAUACCACGACACUACUACUCACUGGGAGAGAUCCGUAACGUGGAGACUAACCAGUGUCUGGACAACAUGGCCCGGAAGGAGAACGAGAAAGUUGGCAUCUUCAACUGCCAUGGCAUGGGAGGAAACCAGGUGUUCAGCUACACGGCCAAUAAAGAGAUAAGGACAGAUGACUUGUGUCUAGACGUGUCCAAACUCAGCGGUCCUGUCAUGAUGCUCAAGUGUCAUCACCUCAAAGGAAACCAGCUCUGGGAGUAUGACCCCAUGAAGUUGACCCUGAUCCACGUCAAUAGUAACCAGUGUCUGGACAAGGCCAGUGAGGAGGACAGCCAAGUGCCCAGCGUCAGAGACUGUACACACACUCGCUCUCAACAGUGGCUGCUGCGCAACGUCACGCUGCCUGAGAUCUUCUGACCGCCGCCUACCCACACACACACACACACACACACACACACACACACACUGACGGAGAGAGAGAGAGAGUGAGAGGAGGGAAGAGGAGGAGGGCAGAAGGAACAGUCCACGCUGAAUGGGAUGAAGCAGGGCCCUUCUAUGGUGUCUGGGAGAGGGAACAUGUUUGGACUCAAUGGAGGAGAGACUCAUACUUUUAUGAAGAGAGACUGGUGAUGUUUUAAAGAGAGAGACCUGCUCCUGGAGAGACAUGUUGUUAAAGAGAGAGAGAGAGAGACCUGCUCCUGGAGAGACAUGUUGUUAAAGAGAGAGAGAGAGACCUGCUCCUGGAGAGACAUGUUGUUAAAGAGAGAGAGAGACUCACAGAGAACUUCCAUGGACAAGGCUGCAAAUUCAUCACUUAUGUUUACCUGUGUGUGUGUGUGUGUGUGUGUGUGUGUGUGUGUGUGUGUGUGUGUGUGUGUGUGUGUGUGUGUGUGUGUGUGUGUGUGUGUGUGUGUGUGUGUGUGUGUGUGUGUGUGUGUGUGUGUGUGUGCAAAUGCGUUCUCAAGUAAAGGUGGCUCAUUUAGUGAAAACAUUUUUUUCAUUGAGUUUUGAAAUGAACUUUGUUGAACUCAUAUGAAGGAAGGGUGUGUGUGUGUGUGUGUGUACAUGUGUUGGGAUAUGCCCUCCUGUUGCAGUAUUGUAUGACUGUGCAUGUAUGAGGAAAGCCCCAUACAGCCGCACCUAGCAGUGUCUGUCUCCCUCUAGUGUUCCUCCCCUGAGUUGCAGCCUAAAGAGGGACUCAGAGAGAGGAGAUGGAGACAGAGAGGGAGGGGGGACUCAGAGAGAGGAGAUGGAGACAGAGAGGGAGGGGGGACUCAGAGAGAGGAGAUGGAGACAGAGAGGGAGGGGGACUCAGAGAGAGGAGAUGGAGACAGAGAGGGAUUAGGGACUCAGAGAGAGGAGAUGGAGACAGAGAGGGAGGGGGGACUCAGAACUCUCCAGAGAAGCACCGAGGAACAAUGCGCUGAACCACAAACUGAACUGAAUCCCUAAUUGACAGACCUGCACUCCUACAGACAGAUAUAGAGACAGAAAUAAUAUGUUUGUGAUAUACUGAGAUUUCUAUGUAGACUUUUUUACAUGUCUUUGUUUAUUACUGUGAGAGUUCCACAGAGCAGCGACUGUAGUUUAUCUGUCUGUUUAUGUCUUUAAGGUAAAGUGUUUAACAUA
Messenger RNA from Oncorhynchus tshawytscha (Chinook salmon), 3674 nucleotides. RefSeq names its product UDP-N-acetyl-alpha-D-galactosamine:polypeptide N-acetylgalactosaminyltransferase 1 (gene galnt1). Gene Ontology annotation, cellular component: Golgi apparatus. Bases 789 to 2462 code for a protein of 557 amino acids. The record is from RefSeq and is a predicted model, not a curated record. NCBI's taxonomy places the organism in Eukaryota, Metazoa, Chordata, Actinopteri, Salmoniformes, Salmonidae. The transcript is spliced from 14 exons.